Molecule: messenger RNA, 523 nt
Organism: Trematosphaeria pertusa
Lineage: Eukaryota; Fungi; Ascomycota; Dothideomycetes; Pleosporales; Trematosphaeriaceae
Product: ribosomal protein S30
Exons: 6
Coding region: 83-271 (62 amino acids)
Biological process (GO): translation
Cellular component (GO): cytosolic small ribosomal subunit; ribosome
Molecular function (GO): structural constituent of ribosome
Source: RefSeq, a predicted model, not a curated record
CUACCCACGACCACAACAGCUACCUACGACCUCUACACACAGCGCUUUCUGAUCGACUCGUUCGUGAGAAAACACCGCAAUCAUGGGAAAAGUCCACGGAUCCCUCGCUCGCGCUGGAAAGGUCAAGUCUCAGACCCCGAAAGUUGAGCCCCAAGAGAAGAAGAAGACCCCCAAGGGCCGCGCCAAGAAGAGGCUCACUUACACCCGCCGAUUCGUAAAUGUCACCAUGACCGGCGGCAAGAGGAAGAUGAACCCGAACCCGACCUCGUAAGCGGAUAUCCGACGAGGGGAAGGAGUGAGGUGGAACGCACAAGCUAGAAUCUCGGUCAUGAAUUCGGUUUCCUCGGGAUGGCUAUGACUCUGGAUCAGAGGGAUUGGGAGGCUCGAUUCGCGAAGGAUGUGGUUGUGACACGUCUGCUCGAGCGAGAGGCCCACGCUUUGGGAUGAUAGGGGCAUAUUCAUGGCGUACAAUGUACAUUCGGUUUGACAGGGCUACAUUACGAACUCUAGCAUUUGUGUUCGA